UUUUACACGUACAUUUCGUAUAUCCAAAACAUUAAUAUGGGCUUUGGAUUUUAAAUGUAAUAUAAAUAUAUAUGGUGUUCGAAUUUCUUUGUGCGUAAAUGUGGCAACAGGGCUAUAUGACUUUCAAUUCAAUUCAAACUUCAAUCAUUUCAAAUCGAGUGAAGGGAAGAAACCGUUGAUUUGUCUGCUCCAUACUCCAUAGUUCUUGCAUUUUUUGCUAGUUUUGUUUUGUACAUUUAAAAACAUGACUUCUACUAACAUUCACAUUGGAAUUAACGAGAGAAAGUCCAGCAGAGUUCUAAGGGCUCCUGGCGGAGGUCAUACGGAUAUAUUUGGGACAAGGGACAACGGAAAUGAAAUUUUAACACCAAACAAGCGAAAGAACCACCCUUCUUCAUCCAUUGGAUCUUGUUUUAAUAUGAGUGAGGAGACAAAAGGAACAAAGACUGAACAAGUAACAAACGGUGAAACAGACAAUCCAACAGAAUCAAAUCAACAGCCAGAGAAUCAACAACUUAAGGUAGAUGAGACUGAUGAAAACAAAGCACCAAUUGAAACUAAAGAAAAAGAACAAGAACAAAAGGAAAUUGAAAAAGCCAUUCCACAAACAAAACGUGUUCGCGUCCCUCCUGGCGGUUUCUCAUCUGGAUUUUGGUAAUUAAUAUACAAAACAAUCUUAAGUCUUAAUCAUACUCUUCUAUCUUCAAUGAUUUUCUAAAUAUUUUUUGAAUUAUAUAGAUGUAUUUGUUUAAACACAAAUGCUCCAUCUAAUUUAAAACACCUAGGCUGCAUCAAACCAAAAAUAUUUAUUAUUUUAACGAAAAACCAAGUAAAGUAGUGUGAGCAAUGUGAUGUGUGAUUUUAUCAUUUAUAACUUUUUUUCAUUCCAUGUAAUUCUGUUUAUUGUAAGAAGAUUAAUUUACCAGGUAGUGUGAAUUAUAUUGUUUCAUUGAAACGAGAAAAUUAAUUAUACAAGACCAAUAACUUUAAUUCUUGUUGAUUGUAAUUUUUAAUAAACUUUUUAUAAUAAUCC
Messenger RNA from Sitophilus oryzae (rice weevil), 1033 nucleotides. RefSeq lists its product as uncharacterized. The record is from RefSeq and is a predicted model, not a curated record. NCBI's taxonomy places the organism in Eukaryota, Metazoa, Arthropoda, Insecta, Coleoptera, Curculionidae. The transcript is spliced from 2 exons. Bases 245 to 658 code for a protein of 137 amino acids. Gene Ontology annotation, cellular component: nucleus.